AUGAGUCUCAAUGAACUUUACGACUGGUUCGAAUCUCACAUGGACGAUGGCGUGCCCUGGGUCAAGAGCAGCAUCCGCCACACUCUCUGUGUGCACCAGGUCAGGCGGCACGAGACCACCUUCGACGAUCAUUGGCUUGGAGUCCCUCUCGAAAGCAUACCCGAGCUAGAUGGAACUUUAGCGUUUGCGUCGCAUACCUCUAUGGCCACUGCAGACGAGCUUUCAUUCGUGGACAACCCGGAUACUGACUUUCAACUGCCCCCCUCAGUGGUGAGUCGCCGCCCCAUCUACAUCGUAUUAUGA
Molecule: messenger RNA, 303 nt
Organism: Colletotrichum abscissum
Lineage: Eukaryota; Fungi; Ascomycota; Sordariomycetes; Glomerellales; Glomerellaceae
Exons: 2
Coding region: 1-303 (100 amino acids)
Source: RefSeq, a predicted model, not a curated record